CAUCGAAGAGACACAUACAGUAGACAAAGAAAAACAAAGAAAAGAGUUAAAAAAAAAACACAGAAAAGAGAAAUGGCAACACUGGGAGGCGUUAGUGAGGUGGAAGGAGUCCAGAACAGCGUCGAGAUCGAUAAUCUUGCUCGCUUUGCUGUUGAAGAACACAACAAAAAACAGAAUGCAGUUCUGGAGUAUGUGAGGGUGAUAAGUGCAAAGAAGCAGGUGGUUGCUGGCACCUUGUACUACAUCACUUUGGAAGCAAAUGAUGGUGGCAAGAAAAAAGUUUACGAAACGAAGGUCUUGGAAAAGGCAUGGUUGAACUCCAAGGAGGUGGAGGAGUUCAAGCUCGUCAGUGAUGCUCCUUCCCAGUCUAGCACUUAGCUAGGUUACCGAAGAUUAUGCAUAGGCUAGCUUGGCUCCAAGCCGAAAGUAACAGGAUAUGAAAAGUAUGUGUAUGUGUGGAAUAAAUGUAGCUAUUUACCUUUAAGUCCUAACGCUACAUACGGCGUAUACAUUGGCAUCCUAUUUCAGUAUGAACUACUAUGAAUAUGAUCAACUAUGUAUUUAUGUGGUAAAGAACUAAUUGUUGUCCAUUGAUGUUCUAUAUGAUGAAAUAAGCGUUCCUUUUUGUUGUA
Gastrolobium bilobum is the source of this 632-nucleotide messenger RNA. Its product is annotated as cysteine proteinase inhibitor-like. The record is from RefSeq and is a predicted model, not a curated record. The coding region runs from base 73 to 378 and encodes 101 amino acids. The transcript has 3 exons. Gene Ontology annotation, molecular function: cysteine-type endopeptidase inhibitor activity. Lineage: Eukaryota; Viridiplantae; Streptophyta; Magnoliopsida; Fabales; Fabaceae.